CAUAUUUUCAACAAAACAUAAACUCAAAACACAAACAAAAACAAUUUUCUCUUCAAUUCACUCCGCCCGCCUCCGUCGCUGCCGUCUCUGCUUCCCGCUGUCGCCGUCUUUGUUGCCAGUGGUUUGAUUUGGCGAAAGGAAUAGUUUCUUUUGAUAAAUUGAGAAAAUGCCUUCCCAAAAGAUUGAGACUGGUCACGAGGAUACAAUUCAUGAUGCGGUGAUGGAUUACUAUGGUAAGCGCAUUGCAACAGCCUCAUCAGACCACUCGAUUAGAAUUAGUGGAGUUGGUAACAAUACCUCUCAUCAACUUGCUAAACUAACCGGUCAUCUCGGACCUGUUUGGCAAUUAGCUUGGGCUCACCCGAAGUUUGGGUCUUUGCUUGCUUCUUGUUCUUACGAUGGUCGUAUUAUAAUUUGGAAGGAGAGUAAUCAGAAUGAAUGGACUCAGGCUCAUGUUUUUGAUAACCAUAAAUCAUCUGUUAAUUCUAUUGCUUGGGCGCCUCAUGAAGUUGGUCUUUGUUUAGCUUGUGGUUCUUCCGACGGAGAUAUUUCCGUUUACACUGCACAAGCUGAUGGCAGUUGGGAUGUAGCCAAGAUUGGUCAAGCUCACCCGGUUGGGGUAACUUCAGUCUCUUGGGCUCCAUCGACUGCCCCCGGUGCUCUUGUCGGUUCUGGUUUACUCGACCCUGUUCAGAAGCUCUGCUCAGGCGGUUGUGACAAUACCGUAAAAGUGUGGAAGCUCUAUAACGGAAGCUGGAAGAUGGAUUGCUUUCCGGCUCUUCAAAUGCACACUGAUUGGGUAAGGGACGUUGCGUGGGCCCCGAACUUGGGUCUCCCAAAAUCGACUAUCGCAAGUGCAUCUCAGGACGGGAAAGUUAUUAUAUGGACCGUCGUAAAGGAUGGGGAUCAGUGGGACGGUAAGGUGUUACAUGAUUUUAAGUCUCCAGUUUGGAGAGUCUCUUGGUCUCUCACCGGAAACAUAUUGGCUGUUGCUGAGGGGACUAACAAUGUGACGUUAUGGAAAGAAGCUGUAGAUGGGGAAUGGCAACUGGUGACAACCGUCGAUCCGUAGAUCUGUAAGUCCUUAAUAUUUUUCCCCCUUAUAUACUUCAUUAUAUUAUAAGAAUUUGUUUUUUUGUCUCAUGUUAUCCAUAUUUGGAGGGUUUGUUUGGAUUUUAGAGGUCAUGUAGUUUGCAACUGAAAAUCCACUUAAGUAUGUGAAUUCAUAGGACUUCCUAAAAAAUGCAAUAUUUUUAGAUUCUUUUGUUUGUAUAUCUUAUUUGUUUUGCGAUGAAUAUAGUUCACGAUCUUGAUUAUUAA
Molecule: messenger RNA, 1320 nt
Organism: Mercurialis annua (annual mercury)
Lineage: Eukaryota; Viridiplantae; Streptophyta; Magnoliopsida; Malpighiales; Euphorbiaceae
Product: protein transport protein SEC13 homolog B-like
Exons: 2
Coding region: 167-1072 (301 amino acids)
Biological process (GO): protein import into nucleus; COPII-coated vesicle budding
Cellular component (GO): COPII vesicle coat; nuclear pore outer ring
Molecular function (GO): structural molecule activity; protein binding
Source: RefSeq, a predicted model, not a curated record